Messenger RNA from Caenorhabditis elegans, 1916 nucleotides. It is a transcript of the gene fut-8, whose product is annotated as Alpha-(1,6)-fucosyltransferase. The transcript has 9 exons. The record is from RefSeq and is marked reviewed. Lineage: Eukaryota; Metazoa; Nematoda; Chromadorea; Rhabditida; Rhabditidae. The coding region runs from base 23 to 1702 and encodes 559 amino acids. Gene Ontology annotation, molecular function: glycoprotein 6-alpha-L-fucosyltransferase activity. Gene Ontology annotation, cellular component: Golgi cisterna membrane; membrane. Gene Ontology annotation, biological process: protein O-linked glycosylation via fucose; N-glycan processing; glycoprotein biosynthetic process.
GAGCAUCCCUGCCCGCUCCGAAAUGUUAAAAUGUAUUGCGGCAGUGGGAACAGUUGUAUGGAUGACUAUGUUUUUAUUUCUUUAUUCACAAUUAUCAAAUAAUCAAUCAGGCGGUGAUUCAAUUCGAGCCUGGAGGCAGACAAAAGAAGCCAUUGACAAGCUUCAAGAGCAAAAUGAGGAUUUGAAGAGCAUUCUGGAAAAAGAAAGACAAGAACGAAAUGAUCAACACAAAAAGAUCAUGGAACAAUCUCAUCAACUCCCACCAAAUCCUGAGAACCCAUCACUUCCAAAACCUGAACCAGUCAAAGAAAUUAUUUCAAAACCAAGCAUACUUGGACCUGUCCAACAAGAAGUUCAAAAGAGAAUGCUCGACGACAGAAUUCGGGAAAUGUUCUAUCUUUUACAUAGUCAAACAAUUGAAAACUCAACAAAGAUACUCCUUGAAACCCAAAUGAUCUCACUAAUGGGACUUUCUGCUCAACUUGAAAAACUCGAGGGUUCCGAAGAAGAACGAUUCAAACAAAGAACAGCAAUAACUCAACGAAUAUUCAAAUCAAUUGAAAAACUUCAAAACCCAAAAGCAUGCUCAGAAGCCAAAACCCUGGUGUGCAAUCUUGAUAAGGAAUGUGGAUUUGGGUGUCAACUUCAUCAUGUUACCUAUUGUGCAAUUACCGCAUUUGCUACUCAACGGAUGAUGGUCUUGAAAAGAGACGGAUCUUCGUGGAAAUACUCAUCUCAUGGAUGGACUUCUGUCUUUAAAAAACUUUCAAAAUGCUCAUUUGAUGAAGCAGUUGGGAACACGGAAGCUAAACCGUUUGCUGAGCCAUCACCAGCAAGAGUGGUUUCCCUCGGAAUUGUGGACUCACUGAUCACAAAACCCACAUUCCUACCCCAAGCAGUACCCGAACAACUUCUCGAAAGUCUAACAUCACUCCACUCACAUCCACCUGCAUUCUUUGUUGGAACGUUCAUUUCCUACCUGAUGCGUUUUAACUCUGCAACUCAAGAGAAGCUCGAUAAAGCUCUCAAGUCAAUUCCACUUGAUAAAGGACCAAUUGUUGGACUGCAGAUCCGAAGAACUGAUAAAGUUGGCACGGAAGCAGCAUUCCAUGCAUUGAAGGAAUAUAUGGAAUGGACUGAAAUUUGGUUUAAAGUUGAGGAAAAGCGACAAGGAAAACCAUUGGAAAGGCGAAUUUUCAUUGCAUCAGAUGAUCCAACUGUAGUACCAGAAGCCAAAAAUGACUAUCCGAAUUAUGAAGUUUAUGGAAGCACUGAAAUUGCAAAGACAGCUCAGUUGAAUAAUCGAUAUACAGAUGCUUCAUUGAUGGGAGUCAUCACUGAUAUUUAUAUACUCAGUAAAGUCAAUUAUUUGGUUUGCACUUUUUCAAGUCAGGUAUGCCGAAUGGGCUACGAGUUACGACAACCAUCAGGAGCUGACGAUGGAUCAAAGUUCCAUUCACUUGACGAUAUAUACUAUUUUGGAGGUCAACAAGCUCAUGAAGUAAUUGUUAUCGAAGAUCAUAUUGCUCAGAACAAUAAAGAAAUCGAUUUGAAAGUUGGUGAUAAAGUUGGAAUUGCUGGAAAUCAUUGGAAUGGAUAUUCUAAAGGAACAAAUCGACAAACGUAUAAGGAAGGAGUAUUCCCAUCAUAUAAAGUGGUGAAUGAUUGGAGAAAAUUUAAAUUCGAAGCUCUUUUAGAUUAGGAUAUAUUUUAUUUUUAUUUUUAUUUUCCGUAUACUUCCCUUUUAGCUCUUUAUUCAUGUUUAUCAAUCUAGUUUUUGUACUUUUUAUCGGGUUUAUAUUGACACCAUCGUUAUUCAUUGCGGUUUUUCAUUGGCAAAUUUCUGUGAUUAUAUUAAGCCACAUCCGUUUAUUGUUGUAUUUUCUGUUGUUGAAUUUGCAAUAUUUUUUUAAAAG